This is a messenger RNA of Fusarium tjaetaba, 1368 nucleotides long. RefSeq names its product hexaprenyl pyrophosphate synthase mitochondrial. The record is from RefSeq and is a predicted model, not a curated record. Gene Ontology annotation, biological process: isoprenoid biosynthetic process; ubiquinone biosynthetic process. The transcript has 2 exons. Gene Ontology annotation, cellular component: transferase complex. Bases 1 to 1368 code for a protein of 455 amino acids. NCBI's taxonomy places the organism in Eukaryota, Fungi, Ascomycota, Sordariomycetes, Hypocreales, Nectriaceae. Gene Ontology annotation, molecular function: prenyltransferase activity.
AUGCUCCGUCCGGGGGCCUCGGUGGUGCGCGGCACUAUGAGCAGACAGGCCUUGUGGACGAGGACGAGCGCUGCUGCUCCGGCUUGCGCUCUGUGCAGACAAUUGACCGUCAGUCGAUCUCCCUCGAGGAUACACAGCGCUUCGUUGCAUACUAGCCCUCGAAGGGACUCAGCCUGGGGUGCGGCUGUUCAAGUCGCUUCCAAUGUUGUAAGCAAUGUCGUCAAGAAGGCUUCCAAGGAUGCAAUGCAUGUCGAUCCUCUGCGGACCGUCGCCAAAGAGAUGAAGUUCCUCACGGGCAAUAUUCGAAAACUUCUUGGGUCGGGUCAUCCCUCGCUUGACCGUGCUGCCAAAUAUUAUACCCAGGCUGAGGGCAAGCAUGUCAGACCAUUGAUCGUUCUCCUCAUGAGCAGAGCUACAUAUCUCUGCCCAAAGAGUCCUCCUACGGCUCCUAUAGUUACUCACCGUGGCGUCGACACUUCGAUAUCGCCAGCUCAGAUCCUCGCCGAUGUGAACCCCUCUGCUCAGCCUCUAUCAUCCCUCGAACAAGAAGUCCCCGAUGCAAACUCCGAUAUUCUUCCCAGCCAGCGCCGACUUGCCGAGAUCACGGAGCUGAUCCACACGGCUUCUCUUCUUCACGACGACGUUAUCGACCACUCUAUUUCUCGACGUGGUUCGCCCUCGGCGAAUCUGGAGUUUGGCAACAAGAUGGCUGUUCUGGCGGGUGAUUUCCUACUAGGCAGGGCAUCCGUUGCGCUGGCCCGUCUCCGAAACCCAGAGGUUGUCGAGCUGUUGGCUACUGUUAUCGCUAACCUCGUGGAGGGCGAGUUCAUGCAGCUCAAGAACACGGAGCGGGACGAGAGGAAUCCCAAGUGGUCGGAGGAGACCGUCACAUACUACCUGCAAAAGACGUACCUCAAGACCGCAUCGCUUAUCUCAAAGUCUUGCCGAGCUGCCGCUUUGCUGGGUAACACGGAUGCCGUGACAGUCGACGCCGCUUACUCGUACGGACGAAACCUGGGACUGGCUUUCCAGUUGGUAGACGACCUUUUGGACUAUACACAGAGCGGAUCGGAUCUGGGUAAGCCUGCCGGGGCUGAUUUGGAGCUGGGUCUCGCAACGGCACCAUUGCUGUUUGCCUGGAAGCAGAUGCCGGAACUCGGAGCCCUCGUUGGCCGCAAGUUUGCCCAGGAGGGUGACGUACAAAGGGCACGUGAGUUGGUUCUUCAAAGCGACGGUAUUGAGCAGACGAGGGCUCUUGCGCAAGAAUACGUGGAUAAAGCAAUUGCCUCGAUUGCGGAAUUCCCCGAGAGUGAGGCUAAGGACGGAUUGAUUGAGAUGGCGCAUAAGUCGCUCAAGCGACAGAAGUAA